AUGAGCGACGUUGACGAAACCGCAAAACUAUGGAAAGUGAACAGAACGAUCCACGAACUCGUGAAGGACAGAGGCUUUCUGGUCUCAGACGAUGAAAUCCACAUGGACCUGCAACGCUUUCGCUCGUUGUAUGCCAACAACAGUGGCGUCGUUGACCGUAACCAGCUGAACUUUUAUACCACCUCUCGCACAAAUUCAACAGAUCAGAUAUUCGUAUUUUUUUCGGAGGAGAAAAGUGUGGGUGUUAAGACGAUGAGAAAACUUCUUGGGAUCCUUGAAGAAAAGUCAAUACAGCGGGGUAUCAUUGUCUUUCCAGGCAAUAUGACUCCUUCAGCGCGCAAGGUGAUCGUUGCAAUGGCACAACAAUACCGACUAGAGGAGUUUUCGGAGGCUGAUCUAUUAGUCAACAUCGUCCACCACACGUUGGUUCCGCGGCAUGAUGUUUUGAGCCCAGACGAGAAGAAAACCCUACUCGAAAAAUACCGACUGAAAGAAACCCAAUUACCCCGGAUUCAACUAGCGGAUCCAGUCGCACGAUACUAUGGGCUUCGUCGAGGACAAGUCGUCAAAAUCACUAGACCUAGUGAAACAAGCGGGCGGUAUGCCAGCUACCGAAUAUGCUUCUAGCGCCUCAUAUCGUUGUUUGGGAGCUCAUACUUCAUCUUUGCACCACAGUGAGAGGGGCGCCUUUUCUCCCUCGUUUUUGCUUUUCGCGCGCUUUGUGUAAUGUCUAAAUGAUUUCCAAUUGUAUGCAAGCAUUAAUGUCUG
Laccaria bicolor S238N-H82 is the source of this 768-nucleotide messenger RNA. RefSeq lists its product as uncharacterized. NCBI's taxonomy places the organism in Eukaryota, Fungi, Basidiomycota, Agaricomycetes, Agaricales, Hydnangiaceae. The coding region runs from base 1 to 627 and encodes 208 amino acids. Gene Ontology annotation, molecular function: DNA binding; DNA-directed RNA polymerase activity. The record is from RefSeq and is a predicted model, not a curated record. Gene Ontology annotation, cellular component: RNA polymerase III complex; RNA polymerase II, core complex; RNA polymerase I complex. The transcript has 6 exons. Gene Ontology annotation, biological process: DNA-templated transcription.